UCCAUGGGGCCUCGGCGUUGGGCUGGACAGCUCGCUUGACUGGCACACGGCCAAUUCGCUCAACUACGGUGUUGGGAGCACCAGGAUAGAGUAUGCGGGGCAUGAGCCUGCUAGUAGUGCGUUGGCCAAGUUGAUGAGGAUGCUCUACCCUAGGGCGAGGGUGCCGAUGAGGCCGAGAGGCGUGCCCAUUUGAGCGAGUGUGGUAGCGGCGAGCUCGAUUCAUGUCUCCUGUGUACUAUACGAUCCGUUCCUUCGACGCGACGACAGGCCAAGAUCGUGGCGCCCCACACUCACUACUCUAGUUUACUAAUUUCGAUACCAUGACUCUCUCACCGCUCGUUCCUCUGAUUCGCACGCCAAGCACUCCUUCGCCUCUCGUCUGGUGUCGUGCGGCGCCUUUCUCUCCCUCUCCUCUCCCUCAAUCGGCUGGCUCAUGGCUCCAUGGCCGGAAAUUUUGCUUCAUCUGCCCUGCCGCUGUGCGCCGGCGCGCCGUUCCGCGUGUCAGCGUGCGCGUCUGCAGUCUGCGUGAUGUUGCCUUUGGCUUCGCCUCGCUGCUUGCUGCCUCUCUGUCGGCCGCGGCCGUGCUGUGCCGUUGCAGCAUGGGCUACCAAGCCCAAGCCGGCCGUUUAGUUAGUCAGUACGACGAAGGGGCGCGUUCGUUCGUUGGAGAGAGUGCGAUGAUAGCGGCAAUGGUCAAUGCCAUGCUGAGCGGUCACGCUCGCUGGCUGUAAGACUUGAGAUGAAACAGGGGUCGCGGUGGGGCCGGGCGGAGAGGGGCAGGGGAAGGCUGAGCUGAGUGAGGCU
Messenger RNA from Jaminaea rosea, 804 nucleotides. RefSeq lists its product as hypothetical. Lineage: Eukaryota; Fungi; Basidiomycota; Exobasidiomycetes; Microstromatales. Bases 321 to 731 code for a protein of 136 amino acids. The transcript has a single exon. The record is from RefSeq and is a predicted model, not a curated record.